Messenger RNA from Alternaria alternata, 2709 nucleotides. RefSeq names its product ENTH-domain-containing protein. Gene Ontology annotation, molecular function: phospholipid binding; clathrin binding. Bases 1 to 2709 code for a protein of 902 amino acids. The record is from RefSeq and is a predicted model, not a curated record. Lineage: Eukaryota; Fungi; Ascomycota; Dothideomycetes; Pleosporales; Pleosporaceae. The transcript has 6 exons. Gene Ontology annotation, cellular component: endosome; clathrin vesicle coat; plasma membrane. Gene Ontology annotation, biological process: endocytosis; actin filament organization.
AUGAGUAAAAUCGCGAGAUCGGUCAAGAACGUCACCAAGGGGUACAGCCAGGUCGAGGUCAAGGUUCGCAAUGCAACCAGCAACGACCCAUGGGGACCUGUAGGGUCUGAUAUGGCUGAGAUCGCCCAGAUCACCUUCAAUAGCUCGACCGACUUCUACCAGGUCAUGGACAUGCUCGACAAGCGCCUCAACGACAGAGGAAAGAACUGGCGUCACGUUCUGAAAUCGCUGAAAGUGCUCGACUACUGUCUACAUGAGGGCUCGGAGCUCGUCGUGACGUGGGCGCGCAAGAACAUCUACAUCAUCAAGACAUUGCGCGAGUUCCAGCACACGGACGAGGACGGUCGCGAUGUAGGCCAGAACGUGCGAAUGGCCGCUAAAGAGCUGACUUCCCUCAUCCUCGACGAAGAGCGACUGCGCGCCGAGCGAGCCGACCGGAAAUCAUGGAAGUCGCGGGUAACAGGCAUCGAAGAGUACCCCGGUGGAGGUCACCACGGUCCGGACGGCGGAGAGCGAUCGGCGCGCCCGCGAAACGGUGAACAGCGCCGCAACCGUAGGACCGAGGAGGAAGACCUUGAGCUCAGGCUAGCGCUCGAGGCAAGCAAGAACGAGGCAGAGGAGGAGAAGAAGCGUCGCGAACGCGGAAACAGGGCCGAGGAAACGGACGACGACCUGGAAAAGGCCAUCAAGCUGAGCAAGGAGGAGGAGGAGCUGCGCCGGAAGGAACUCGAACAGACCAACGCAGACCUGCUAUUUGGCGAGACCACUGCGCAACCAAACACCUACCAGCCUACGGGUAACAACCAGGGAUAUCAGCAGCAGGGUCAAGUAGACUGGUUUGGCAACCUCAUGGACCAGAGCCAGCAGCAACCUCAGAACACUGGUUUCCUCAACAAUGCGUACGCUCAGCCUACCGGUAUGCAGCCUCAGCAGACGGGCUUUCAGAACGGCUACGGCGGCUACGGCGGCUUCCAACAGCAACAGCCUACAGGCUUCGAUCAGUUUGGCGCCCAGCAGCAGCAGCAGCAAUACUUGCAGCCUCAGCACACUAUUCAGCCACAGCAAACCUCGUUCAAUAACAACCCCUACGGUCAAUUUGGCGGCUUCGGCGACAUGAAUCAGCAGCAAAUGCAACAACCGCAACAAGAGCAGUCACUCCAGCCCGGCAGCCACAACCCAUGGGCAAGCAACAACACCCAAGAGGCCCUCAAACCUCAGCCCACAGGCUCCAACAACCCUUUCGCCCAAUCGUUCAACAAACCCCAGCAGCCAACUACAUCGUUUUCACAACCCAGCCUGAACACGCUGAGCGAACAGAAGACGCAAACCCAAUUCAACAACACUCCCUCGUUCAACCCCCCAGUAUCUUUCCAGCCACAACAGACAGCUCAGCCACCUCAGCAACAGCAGCAGAUACCCCAACCCCCACAAAAAGAAAUGGAUCCCAACGCUGCGCGACUCAACGCGCUUCUCGCGACAGGUGAAGGCCAAGAUACGUUUGGCAACGUGGGCAACAUGCGCAUCCCAGCCCAACACACUGCUCCGGGGACUUUUGUCAACUCUGCGGGUUCUGGCUUGAACCGGGUCAAUGCGAAUGCUACGGGUAACAAUCCAUUUUUGAACAGCCAGUUUACGGGUAUGCCGCAGCAGAAUCGGAUGAUGCCUGCGGCAACUGGGCCUGUGAAUGGCUUUGGUAUGGGCGGUGGUGCUGGUGUUAAUCCUUAUGGGAGUGCUAAUCCAUUUGGUGCGCAGCAGCCUGGGCAACAGCAGCAGCAGCAGGGUCGCCAACCUGGACACCGUACCGUGCAACCAUCGGAAGACAAAGCGCAACCCCCAACGCCUAAGAAACUCCGCACCCGCUCUCCAUGCUCAUCCAAUGUCUCUGCCAGCCUACCCCAAGACGCUCCUGCGCCUAUCGCGCAAACCCGCAGUGGCCUCCUCACACCAGAAGCCAGCACAUUGACCGAAUCGCACUUCCCCUUCAUGAAGCUCCCCGCCGAACUCCGCAUCCACAUCUACCACAUGGCCCUCGUGCGCGAAGACCCCCUCCUGCUGCACGCCGACCGCGCGCCCGAGAAACCCGACGAAGACAACAAUUUCACUGCCUACGUCGGCACGCGCGGCCAGCAGCAGCAGUCCACCUACGUGCCCGGCCGCGAACCACCAGGCCACGCUUUCCACCGGCCGCGGGCAGCAUCUGGCCCGGAGCGCGUACCGCUCUCUGAUCCCAUUGUGCCUGAGAUUCUGCGGCUGAACAAGACGAUAUAUCGGGAGGCGCGGCAGGUGCUGUACAGCGACAAUGUCUUCACGCUCAGUCUGACGAGCGGCAUCCACACGCUGAGCACCUUGCACCAGCGCAGCAGGAGCCUGAUCAAACACGUCGUUCUCACCAUACCCUCGCACCACGAUAUUCUCGACGGCUUUGCCGAUCUCGUGCGCCUCGGCUUGCGGUAUUGCUGGGGGUUGAAAACGUUUAGGAUUAUACUGCAGGCUAGUCUGCCGGAUGAUGGGAGGGUCACCGGCGCGACGAGUGUGUAUGCGAAUGCGUUUCAUAUCCUCAGAUGGUUGCCGCGGGGUUGUAAUGUCGGGCUCGAGGGUAAUGUUAGCGAGACGGUCAAGAGGGUUGUGGCUGAGGAGGGGAGACUGCAGAAUGUGCUUGAUGAGGCGUCGUAUCUGAAGAGGCAGCAUCAGAUGCCUGAGAGGCACUAG